CAGAGAAGCGAUGGCGGACUCGCUGCCUCUGGAGAUGCUCACUUACAUCCUGAGCUUCCUACCUCUGUCAGAUCAGAAAGAGGCCUCCCUCGUGAGUCGGGCUUGGUACUGUGCAGCCCAGAAUGCCCUUCGGGAGACAAAUGUGCGCUACAACAUUCCUGUGUCCUCUGCCUCACUCUCAGCCAUCAAGAGUUUGGGCCUCAGGGGCAUUUCAUGCAUCAGCUUGACCAAUCUGGACGGCUCACCAGCUUCGCACCAGGUACUGGAGUCUGUUGCUUACUACUUAGGCCCACACCUGGAAAGCUUAUGCCUGGGUGGGGGCAGCCCCACAGAGGCAUCCUUCUUGGCCUUGAUCUCGGGAUGUCCAGUCCUUCGCACACUUGAUCUCAGUGGCUGCAACAGUCUCUUCACAUCAGGCACUCUGCUGGCUCAGCCUGAGACAGUGCAGUGUGUACGAAAGGCAUUGAGUGGCCUCCGUGAUCUUAACCUGGCUGGCCUGCGUGACCUGACUGACCUCAGCUUCAACCAUCUCAGUGGUUGUUUCCCCAGCCUGGAGCGCCUCUCCUUGGCUUACUGCCAUCUUACCUUUGAGUUAAGCCCAACCUGGGGCUCUGUCAGCCCCCAGGUUUCCUCUCCCUCCCAGCUUUCUUUCCACAACUUGCUACAGUUCAUCAAGGAACGAGCUGGUACACUGCGUGCCCUAGACCUCAGUGGUACUGGUUUGCCACCUGAGGCCCUACAAGCCCUGGGCCAAGUGACUGGAUUGAAGCUAGAGGAGCUGAAUGUGCACAGCUGUAGAGACCUCUCCUCAGAGGCUGUGGCCACCCUGUGCCGCCAGCAGCCUGGUCUCACUUCCCUGGACCUUAGUGGCUGCUCAGAUCUAACCGAUGGGGCACUCUUGGCUGUGAGCCGAGGCUUACGCCACCUGCGGCACUUGAGUCUGAAGAAACUACAGAGACUGACGGAUGCAGGAUGUACAUCCUUAGGGUCCCUGCAUGAAUUGCAGAGCCUGGAUAUGGCUGAAUGCUGUCUGGUGAGUGGUCAGGAACUGGCCCAGGUCCUAGGCUCAGUUCGCAGAGCUCCACCUGCACUGACUUCCCUCAGGCUGGCUUACUGCUCGUCACUGAAGGAUGCCUCGGUGCUCUCCAUGAUCCCAGCCUUGGGCCCAAGCCUCAAGGUGCUGGACUUGUCCUCCUGCAUGGCCCUCACUAACCAGAGCAUGCAGGCCAUCUGCACCCACCUUAGUCACCUGUCAGUCCUGCGUCUGGCGUGGUGCAAGGAGCUCCAGGACUGGGGGCUUUUGGGGUUGAAGGAGCCAAGCGAUGAGCCUGUGCCCAGCCCCCAGCUACACCAAGAGGUGGAAAGUCAGGCUCCAGACCCUCAGGAGCCCAGUUCUGAGCCACAGGGCUCCUCCCUGCUCACACUCCAGGCCCUGCAGGAGUUGGACCUCACAGCCUGCAGUAAGCUGACUGAUGCCAGUUUGGCCAAGGUGCUCCAGUUCCCUCAGCUCAGGCAGUUGUCAUUGAGCUUGUUGCCAGCUUUCACAGACAUGGGCUUGGUGGCUGUGGCUAGGGGCUGUCCUAGCCUGGAACGCUUGGCAUUGAGUCACUGCAGCCACCUCAGUGACGAGGGAUGGGCCCAGGCAGCCAGGUUGUGGCCAAGGCUGCAGCAUCUCAACCUGUCCAGCUGCAGUCAGCUCACAGAGCAAACUCUGGAUACCAUUGGGCAGGCAUGCAAGCAGCUUCGAGUGUUGGAUGUGGCCAUGUGUCCUGGUAUCAACAUGGCAGCCGUCAAACACUUUCAGGCCCAGCUGCCUCAGGUGACCUGCAUCCAGUCUCGGUUCGUGGGAGGGGCUGACCUGACCCUAACACUUUGAGGCCAGAACCUUUUCUAAGACUGGAUGGAAGCAAUCCGGGACUCUUGCAACACCAGUGUACCCACAGAUGGCAGCAGGUCUUUCCAGUUACACUUGCUGCAUGGGCUCUAUAAAGGGCAGACCCACAGGUGAGCUGGGCCUGGUGCUGGGGAGGCCAGACUCUGUGCCUCCUGCCAGCCACCUACUCAGACCCAAGGCCUCAGCUCUAGCAGCCAACCACCAACUUCAUUGUAAACCUAAAUGAGAUUAAAGAUCCCACAGCUUA
Grammomys surdaster is the source of this 2141-nucleotide messenger RNA. It is a transcript of the gene Lrrc29, whose product is annotated as leucine rich repeat containing 29. Bases 11 to 1876 code for a protein of 621 amino acids. Lineage: Eukaryota; Metazoa; Chordata; Mammalia; Rodentia; Muridae. Gene Ontology annotation, cellular component: SCF ubiquitin ligase complex. Gene Ontology annotation, molecular function: protein binding. The record is from RefSeq and is a predicted model, not a curated record. The transcript is spliced from 8 exons. Gene Ontology annotation, biological process: SCF-dependent proteasomal ubiquitin-dependent protein catabolic process.